Solanum lycopersicum (tomato) is the source of this 8854-nucleotide messenger RNA. RefSeq names its product DNA polymerase zeta catalytic subunit. Gene Ontology annotation, biological process: double-strand break repair via homologous recombination; error-prone translesion synthesis. NCBI's taxonomy places the organism in Eukaryota, Viridiplantae, Streptophyta, Magnoliopsida, Solanales, Solanaceae. The record is from RefSeq and is a predicted model, not a curated record. Gene Ontology annotation, cellular component: nucleus; zeta DNA polymerase complex. Gene Ontology annotation, molecular function: DNA binding; nucleotide binding; DNA-directed DNA polymerase activity.
AAAGCGGCGCCAAACGGAACUGGUACCGAUUCCAAAAGCAGAUGAAUCAGAAACACCAAAUUGAAGAAGAAAAUGGCGGAUUCUCAGACCGAUUCGAAAUUCUUCAGUGUUCGAAUUGUUUCAAUUGACUAUUACAUGACCGCUCCACUUCCUGGUUUUGACAUUUGUUACAGCAGUUUCCAAGGUGGGAGAGUUAAUGAAGUCCCGGUGAUCAGAGUGUACGGCGCCACUCCUGGUGGCCAGAAGACAUGCUUGCACCUUCAUGGAGCCCUGCCUUACUUCUAUGUUCCAUGCUCGGAGCUCUUCCUCCAAUCUGAUGAAAAAGGGAGCGAAUGCACGAAUGCUCUAGCUCUUGCUCUUGAGAAGGUGCUCAAGCUUAAAGGCAAUGCUGGUUCCAAACGUCAACAUGUCCAUGGCUGCAGCCUUGUACGAGCAAGGAAGUUUUAUGGUUAUCAUUCUUCAGAGGAACUGUUUUUGAAGAUCUAUCUCUAUCAUCCACAAGACGUUUCACGUGCUGCCAAUCUUCUUCUGGGAGGCGCAGUACUGGAUAAGUCAUUACAGCCCCACGAAUCUCAUAUUCCUUUCCUUCUUCAAUUUCUGGUUGACUAUAAUUUGUAUGGGAUGGGCCAUCUACAUGUAUCUAAGAUGAAGUUCCGCAAUCCAACUCCAGAUACUUUCUCCCCAAGGAAAGCCAACUGCGUUGACAGAAGAAGGCCUUCUGAUAUGUCCACUUCCACUACUGCAGAGUUUCAGGUUGAUUUAGAUGGUGAGUCUUGUUUCAAUAUGCCAAUUUGGAUAUCUUCUACAAUUCCGGACAAUUGGAUCUGGAAAUUAUCUAGUCAGGCUGAUCCUUCAACAGACCCAGAUAUUCCUAACAUUAAGCGACAAAGUAUCUCUGAACUUGAAGGAGAUGCUAGUGUUGAUGCAAUUAUGAAUCAGCAGUUGAUAUCCUAUAUGUCGCUUUCACAAACCUGUUCCCAAGAGAAAAUGGUUCAGUCACUAAUACCGAUUUGGGAGGAGGAAUUUGCGAGGAAUGGGGUGCAUGAAGUGGGCUUGCCUCCUGAUCCUGGUAAACCACUUCGAGAUGAUGUCUUGAGAACACUUUCACAUUGGAUUGGAUAUGAAGAGAUCCUAAUGGGAUUAAGCAAUGAUGUGAAGGUUUCUUCUGAUAUGCUGCAGUCAGUCAACUUAUCAAUGAAUGAUGGGAACAUUGCCAAUAUUGGACAUUGUGGCUCUUUAAAUAGUAUACGAGAACCGUCCAGAUGCCCAGAAGAAGGAUUAUUUCAAGGUCAUGUUUUGGAAAAAAGGGUGGGAACUGAUGCAUGUCCCAAACAAUUGUUAGCUGAUCAAUUGGAAGCAACUGUUUCCAUGGUAGCCUCACAAGAUGUGAAGGCUUCAGAUCAGGACGCUUUAAGACUUCUAAACUGGCUUGCAUCUUCUCAAGCUGCAGAGGACAUAAACUCUGAUGAUGACCUUGCUCGGGAAACCAUUUUGAGCCCUUUAAUGCCAGCAACAACUAUUGAUACGGCGUUGGAGAAGGCAAAUGUAGCCUAUGAGAAUGAAUCUCAGCAAGAGUGUGAGGACAUUCUUGAUUCUGUUCACGAUUGUUAUUUUGAAGAAUUAGACAGAAAGACUUCUCAGUCCAUCAACAACGAUCAUUCAUGCAGAAGUUCAACGAGUACGAUGAUUCCUCAGCUGGAUGGCUCCAAUGAUGAUCCAAGCCCCAUUUCUUUUGUUAAUGAGUCAUCUGAAACACCAAAAAGAACUAGGACAUCUUCCCAAGCAGAUUCUUGGAAUAAGGCUACUUUAGCUACUAGCAAUAAACACAAAAAGGAAAAAACAGGAUAUUGCUCUUUACCAAUUGCUUUGGGUCAGAAUUUGAAUGAUUCACAUCUCACACCUAGCAUUCACAUUUGUGACGAAAGAGAUGGCAGAGGAACUUUUUCUCACAUGAAUUUUAACAAAUACCCUAAUUUUCUAACGAGAAGUUCGAAAGAAUCUGCUAAUUGUGAAGUGGAAUCUGGUAUGAUAGUUGAAUGCUCUACACGUGAUUUGAUGAGGCUCAAAAGAUCUUAUCAGGCUGAGCCUUCUGAAUAUGGAAAUCAGGUAAAAAAGGUACAACUUGGUGCAAAAGGAAAAGAGGAUUCUUCUUUUAAUUCAGAAUCCAUUCAUGAUGAGAAAGAGAAAAUGCCUCAUGAUUUCUUGAUAUCUCGAUCAGCGAUCACGGAUCAGCCUAGAGAAUGUCAUGAAAGGAACCCUCUUGCACUUCAGUUGCAGGUUGAGCCUGGUGACAUCAAAGCUGACAAAUCAAAUAGUCCUCCUCAUGAUAAGUUGCCACUUCUAUGUAGCUCUAUGCAGGAAAAUGCAUCAACAUCACAAGGGACUAAAGAUCUAUCCCAGCUUCCUGAUGUUGAGAAUAAAAGAUCUGCCGUUUACAUGGGAGGCUGUGGAUGCUGUAGUUGCGAAAAUAUUGACAGCUGUGUGAUAUGUACAAAAAUUUCAGAUCCUGAUCUUUGUACUUCUAUAGUUGCUCCAUGUUCUCGGUUCACAUCUGAAACUGAAGAAAAAUUUCCUGGUUGUGGGAAAUUGCUGCAAACGAAUGUUAUAGGUUUAAGUCAAUCUUCUGCUUCUCCUAGUUGUUCAAUAUCUACAGUAGUCGGUGUAUCUGCUGAUGAUCUGGAACUUAAAGGCAUGACCUUCAUCAAGAAACCUCCUAAAGUGGAGUUCACAGAUGAACCUAGACGCAAUGCUCAGUCUGCAUGUGGUACUCCUAGUUACCAUGUCAACAAGAAAAAUAAAAUAAGGACAUGUGAUCAGGAUAGAGGUUUAGAUGAAUGUCCCCCUUUCUUUGAGGGGAAUUGCCUUGUUAAAGAAAAGAUUUCCAGUGCAAAUUGUGGAACAAGCAACUAUGUUCCUUGUCAAGACAAUUUGUUGGGUGUACCUGUUCAUUAUCAAAAUGAUGGAUCUUAUUUAUACAUGUUGACUCCUGUAUAUUCACCACCACGAAGUGAAAGUGUUCGUCGAUGGCUGUCACUUGAUUAUGUAGUUUCUUCUAAAAUGGAUGUGGUUUCAGCCCCACCAGUGUACCCAUCAACAAAGGUUUGCUCUGAUCAUAUAGCAGAAUCACAGGAUUCUCAAUCCACUUUUUGUGAUCAACCUUUGAUGUAUUCUGGUUCCGAACCAAAUCCAAAUCAGCUUCAAGCUAACAAAAAAUGUCAGGAAAAGAAUGGCGUACAAAUGAAUCCUGUUGUCCCUGAUGCAAGAAUAAAACAAGAUGAAGAAAUUAUUUUGAAAUGUGAACCAUCAAUGCGUGGAUCUCAAGAUCUCUCCCAGAUAUCUGGUCCUGAUAGAAAAUCAAGGCUAACUCCGUUAAGUCAAACUGGCUUUCGAGACCCGGCUAGUAUUGGUUGUGGACAGCAGUUAACAAUAUUAAGCUUAGAGGUCCAAGCAGAAUCAAGGGGUGAUCUGAGACCUGAUCCUCGGUUUGAUGCCGUAAGAAUUAUUGUUCUUGUUUUUCAGGAAGAUGAUGAUUUUGGAUCUGAUACUCAUGUACUUUUGCAUUGCAAUGGUGAAUCAGUUCAAAGAAACCUUGAUGGAGUAUCUGAAUGUAAAGUUUUAACUUUCAUUGAAGAGAGGCAAGUGUUUUUUCAUAUCAUAAAGAUGAUUAAUUCUUUUGACCCAGACAUAUUUAUGGGCUGGGAUAUUCAAGGUGGUUCCCUUGGUUUUCUUGCUGAACGGGCUGCAUACCUUGGCAUUGGUUUGCUUAACAAAAUAUCUCGCACUCCAUCUGAGGGCAAUAUAGCUUCUAGAGACUCUGAAGGAGGAAAACUAAGUGAUAUUUUAUCUGAAGCUGUUGCUGCUGACCCAAUGUUUCAUGAAGAUGCUGCUAUAAUAGAUGAUGAAUGGGGCCGAACUCACGCCAGUGGCGUCCAUGUAGGGGGUAGAAUUGUCCUUAACAUUUGGCGACUGAUGCGUGGUGAAGUGAAGCUGAAUUUGUACACACUUGAGGCCGUGGCUGAAGCAGUGCUGAGACGUAAAUUUCCAUAUAUUCCUAACAAGGUAUUGACAAAUUGGUUUUCAAGCGGUCCUGAACGUGCAAGAUACAGAUGUAUAGAAUACUUUUUAGAGAGGACAAAGCUGAACCUUCAAAUCAUGAAUCAACUUGAUGUGGUAAAUCGAACAUCAGAGCUUGCACGGAUUUUCGGCAUCGACUUCUUUUCAGUUCUUUCUCGGGGUUCACAGUACCGUGUUGAAUCAAUGUUUCUGAGGUUGGCUCACGCACAGAAUUAUGUUGCCAUUUCUCCUGGAAACCAACAAGUUGCCUCUCAACCUGCCAUGGAAUGUAUACCCCUUGUCAUGGAACCAAAAUCUGGAUUUUAUGCUGACCCCGUUGUCGUUUUAGAUUUUCAGUCACUUUAUCCAUCAAUGAUAAUUGCAUAUAACCUCUGUUUCUGUACUUGCCUUGGUAAAGUUACUUCUACGAAUGCUAAUAUCCUCGGGGUUAGUUCAUAUUCACCUGAUACAAAUGUGAUGCAUAAUUUAAAGGACGAAAUAUUGCUCACUCCAAAUGGUGUUAUGUAUAUGCCUCCCAGGGUCCAGAAGGGGGUAUUACCUCGCUUGUUGGAAGAAAUUUUGGAUACUAGGAUUAUGGUUAAAACAGCAAUGAAGAAAUUGGCUCCUGGACAGCAAGUUCUUCACCGGAUAUUCAAUGCUAGGCAACUUGCUUUGAAGCUCAUAGCAAAUGUGACCUAUGGGUAUACAGCAGCUGGAUUUAGUGGGCGCAUGCCCUGUGCUGAGCUCGCUGACAGUAUUGUCCAGUGUGCCCGUAGAACAUUGGAAAGUGCUAUUUCAUUUGUUAACACAAAUCACAGGUGGAAUGCUAAAGUUAUUUAUGGUGAUACGGACAGUAUGUUUGUACUCCUCGAAGGACGGUCUGUUGAAGAAGCUUUUCGAAUUGGUCAUGAAAUUGCAUCAGAAGUAACUGCAAUGAACCCAAAUCCAGUCACGUUAAAGAUGGAAAAGGUUUACCAUUCAUGCUUCCUCCUUACUAAGAAACGAUAUGUUGGUUAUAGUUACGAGAACGUUGGCCAAAGCAAACCAGUGUUUGAUGCUAAAGGUAUUGAGACAGUACGAAGAGAUACAUGUGAGGCUGUGUCCAAGAUAAUGGAGCGCUCUUUAAGAGUCUUUUUUGAAUAUAGGGAUAUUGAGAAGGUAAAAUCUUACCUGGUGCGUCAGUGGAAAAAGAUUAUAUCAGGCAGAGUAUCUCUUCAGGAUUUUGUGUUCGCAAAAGAGGUACGAUUAGGCACCUAUUCUGCACAGGCUUCUUCACUUCCACCAGCAGCAAUUGUUGCCACUAAAGCAAUGAGAGUUGACCCGAGGGCAGAACCUCGGUAUGCAGAGCGAGUGCCUUAUGUUGUGGUUCACGGUGAACCGGGUGCCAGGCUGGCUGAUGUCGUGGUAGAUCCCUUGGAUGUUCUUUCAAUUGAUUCGCCUUACAGGUUAAAUGACAUAUAUUACAUCAAGAAACAGAUAAUCCCAGCUCUGCAACGAGUAUUUGGGCUCGUUCGAGCUGACUUGAAUCAAUGGUUUUCAGAUAUGCCUCGUCCAGGGCGGGAGGCUUCUGGUAAACGUCACCGAUUUACUGCAAAUGCACACAGAACUAGGAUUGAUUAUUACUAUCUGUCAAAACAUUGUAUCAUAUGUGGAGAACUGACCCAGGCAUCUAGUUACGUCUGUCAGAACUGCUCCAGCAAUGAAGCUAUAGUUGCUGCUGCUUUAACAGGAAGAACUUCAGUAUUGGAAAGAAACAUCCAACACCUUGCUGCUAUAUGUCGGCACUGUGGAGGAGGAGAUUGGCUCAUAGAAAGUGGGGUGAAAUGCACAUCUCUCGCAUGUUCUGUUUUCUACGAAAGGAGGAAAAUCCAGAAAGAACUGCAAUCUCUCUCUGGUGUUACUACAGAAGCAGGUUUUUAUCCCAGGUGUGGUUUAGCAGUUCUCCUUCUUCCUUUCUCCAUCCUCUCAAUCAACACAACCAUGGUUCUUUCUCUUCUUCUCCUUAGACGCUUAUCUUCCUGUAGAACAAAACCUUAUCUUUUCACCCUUUCGCAAACGAAAACCUUCUCUUCUUUUUCACCUUCAGAUAAGCCUUCUUCUUUAUCAGCUCGCAUGAGCUUCGUAUUCGACCAAAUCGAUGCUAUUGAGAAAGAGCGGUCAGAGAAGGACCAAACCCUUCAACGAAUUCGGGCCUGGCGUGAAUCCAAAAAGGGGAAUCAAACCCAAAACCAAGCCCAGAACCAAGACCCGGUUGGGUCAAGUUCGGGUUUUUCUGAUGUGGGGUCAUCGGAAAUGGAGUUGGAAUCAAGAAAGAAUGAUGGGUUUGAAGGUAGUGGUGGAUUGAUGAGUAAGAAGGUGGAAUUGAUGCAUCCGUGGCCUGAGUGGAUCGAGUUAAUGGAGCGUUUGGUUCAGCAGAAUUACUUUGAUCAUAAGAGAAAAGAUGAGGAUAAAAUGAUUGAGAAUUUGGGGUUCAGUUUAACUGGUGUCGCUGAAGAUGAGGGUUUUGAUUUUACCAGGGAUUGGAAGACUGCUCAGACUGCUGUUCUCAAUUUUGGCAAAGAUCGUUUCGAUAUGUUAAGGUCAUUGUCGAGACAGGAUCUCCAAAUUUUGGUUGGUUAUGGAUGCCCUAGUACAGACAAGAAGGUGGUUUUUUCUUCCAAGUUAUUGAGGAAACACGUUCAUCUGGACGAAGGGGAUGUUUGCAGUUCUUGCAAUUUGAGGAGUUCUUGUGAAAGGGCAUAUUUACUUACCAAUAAGGAGGAUGAAGCAAGGACAAUGGAUGUCAUGCGUGUCCUAUUGACUUUUGGUUUUAAUGCAAUCAAUGGAUCAGUUGAUAAUGAGAGUCUUAUGAAGAAGAAAUCUGUAAAGACUGUUGUUCGCAAAUUGCUUCACGAAAUAGUGAAGUUGAGUGCUGUUCCAAUAGAUCCAAAUCUUCCACCUCCAGUUUUUAAAAAACCACCUCCAAAGGUGAAGCAGCCACCUCCCCCUCCGAGGAAACGAGUCGGACGUGAUGACAUUGAGAUGAAAAAAGGAGAUUGGCUGUGUCCAAAGUGUGACUUCAUGAAUUUUGCGAAGAAUACCAUAUGCUUACAAUGUGAUGCCAACCGGCCGAAGAGACAGCUGCUUCCAGGAGAGUGGGAAUGUUCCCAGUGUAAUUUCUUGAAUUAUAGGAGAAAUGUGGUAUGUUUUCAUUGUGAAUGCAAGCGCCCAGUUGAUGACUAUAUGGUUGCUCAACAGCAGGAGAGGCUACAAGGAUCCAGGACACAGAUGGAUAAAAUAUCUCGCCGGCAAGAUGUUUCUAAUGCAUGGAAUUUUGAUUUUGAUGAUGAUGAGUCAGAUGGUGCAGACAUUGCUGCCUUCGAGACUGCAGAUUCUCGGAAACUGGGUGAAGAUUUUCCCCUGGAUAGACAAGAACGAAGAGAUACUUCCAGGAGCAAUGAAGAUGGUUUCCACAAGAGCAGCAGGCCUCCAAAAGGUUACGAAACUGAAUACCCCGCACCUGGGAAACCAGGGGUAGGCUUUAAUGACUUUGAUGAUGAAGAAGAUGAUGUCGACAGCUAUGAGAUAGACAGUAAUGGAGCAAACAGAAGUUCUAAAAUAGAUUUCUCGGAUAUUGAGGUCAACUCCGAAUCUGAAGAUAUUGAUAGUGUUGAUGACACUUUGCUUGUUGGUAGAAGGAACAGUUCCCCCGCAAGCGAUGCACAUUUUAGACAGAGACAUCAGAAAGGGGCGUUUCGUGGUUCUGAGGAUGCUGAAGUGGAUUUUGACACAGAUGAUGAGCUUCCAAUUAAAACUAAUAUGAGAUCUAGUCAGGUUUCUUAUUCUAAACCAAGAUCUAGGAACAAAGGUGCCAAGAGUUUUGACUCUGAUGACGAUUAUGGCCUCAGCUCCGACUCCGAUGAUAGGGAUUUCAGAAGUCAGCAGAAUAAAGGGAAUAAAUGGGGAUCAAGAAAGGAAUUUGGACGGAGAAGCAGCUCCUAUAGUGAAGAUGAGCCCUUCUCUGACUCAGAGAGCAACAAAGGUAGGUCAUUUCACAAAAAUAAGCAAAGAGGCGGUAAGGCUGGUCAAAAUGGCAGAUGGGACUCAUCCGAAGUUGGUGGUGAUGGGAUAAGAGACAAACGAUCCUCUUUUCGAGAUAACAUGAAAAGAAGUCCCAGAGACUUACGUGGAAGCAGCAGGAGAAGCCAAGAUAAUGGAUAUAAUGAUUAUAGAAGCCGUGGACGUGAAGAAUCUUAUAAACAGCAACGAGGAAGAAAUAGUAAUUAUGGUGAUCAAUCAGAUAGUUACUUAGACGAUGAAAGACAUAGGAGGCCAAGAAUAAAUGUCCGAUGAGUCUCAACAUUCAGUUUAUCAUUUCAAGAGUUGGUUUACUUGCCGGAAUAGCACUAUGGGUCUCCUGAAUGAGGAAAUGGAAGGGUUAUCAGAAGUCAGAAACAGCAUUUCAACUUCUGAAUAGCCAUCAUCACAUCAGCUUCUUCCACCUAAGAGAGAUGCACUACAAGGAGAAGUGUUUCAGUGACUGGGUACAAAGUUGAUUGGCGAAAGCUUCAUACAAAUAAGCCAACUGGGAAGUAGUGAUUAUUCCCAGGCGAUGACUUCCUUGUAGCAACCCUAAGCUUGACCUGCAAAGAUGCAAUAUCUUCAAUCUUCUUCCAAGUUUUUCAUUUACUUCAGCUGAUGAUAAGAUCUACAUGUUGUAACUAUAGACGUUUUUCUGUAAACAAUAAUUUGCUAAUUAUUGAUAUUGGUCCCGUUGUAGUAUCCUACAGAAUUACACUUCAUUAAUGCAUUUCUUAGCUUA